ACAGAGUAACCCGCCAGCAACCCUCUCAGAAUCCACCAGGCUAUUUAAAUAGAGCAAAGUCCACCUGGAGUUCUCCGGAGCUGGGCUGAGAGAAGACCAGGGCCCGGGCAGGAGGUAACUGAGGAUCCCAGCUCUGUCUCCCAGCCCUGGUCCUGGGUCCCCACAGCAUCCAUGCAGUCAGCAGUGAGCCCUGUGCUGUCUGCCUUCAUGAGCGAGCUCCCCAGCUGGCUCCUGUUCGUGGGGGGCUUCCUGCCUGUGGCUUUGCUGCUUUUCCUCCUGAUCGCCUGCUUCAGGGUCCACCUGAUGGAGGUAAACAAAGAGCUGUCUCAGACUCCUGAUGGCCAAUCCAUGGGGAAGGACUGCUCUUCCCUGUCCCAGCGAAUGAAAUGGAGGUGACUAUUGGAACUGGUCAAUGACUAAAUCACAAUGAACUUCUGACUGCAGACCAAUGGUACACAGUUAAGCUAAUAAAGUACACUGAUAAACUAGAAUGGCAGCAGGAGAAUGCUAACAUGGCUGUUCUGAGCCACACUGAAAAUUAUCAGAUACUCUUUAUCCAAAUGGACUUCUGUGAGAAUCAGCUUUAACAACCGCUUUCAGGAAGUGCCAAGAACAUCAGAUUUUCCUGGAUAUGCUCAAUGGACUGGACACAUGAUGUUUUACUGUUAUUUUAAUUAUAUUUACUUUGAAAGGCAUAUUUUUAAAAUGAAAUUCUUGAACACCAUUACUACCUAGUCCCACGGAAACCCACAUUACUUUGAUGUUAGAGGUGAGGAAACUGGUAGAGAUCAA
Molecule: messenger RNA, 792 nt
Organism: Fukomys damarensis (Damara mole-rat)
Lineage: Eukaryota; Metazoa; Chordata; Mammalia; Rodentia; Bathyergidae
Gene: Smlr1
Product: small leucine rich protein 1
Exons: 2
Coding region: 172-396 (74 amino acids)
Source: RefSeq, a predicted model, not a curated record